CUUGCAAAGUGUCUGAUAUGUCUCACUUCGAGCUCAAGAAUAAAGUCUCGUCUGUUCUUCGCCCGACUGCAGUGAUUCUGUUAGCACAAGAAGUUAUUCCAGGCUGGUGCGAACAGUAUGCUCAGGAGGGAUAUGAUGUCUACCAGCUCUGCUUCCCGAUACAAGAAAUUACCUUGCAUGAGAUCGCCCUUAAUCUUAGUCAAGCGAAGACGGAUUUCGCUAUUAUCUCUUAUGGACUUACUGGAGAAGAUGCUGGCUCGUAUCGCAGGUCCAUGCGAAACGUCAUUGACCUCAAACUGAAAGCCUGUAUUCAUUACUCGCCCGCCCUAGAGGAUGGCGUAUCACUGCUCGUUACGGAUAUGGAGGGUAAAUUCGUGUCAACGACGUUCCAUCUCGCAGCAGCACAGGAGAAGCUUCAAGCAUCUCUGCUAUCCUUAACGGAUACCAGGGGCCUUUCAUACAGUCUGAAGCCGACUCAGUUUCCUCCAGUAUUGGUCUAUACUUAUCCAUUAGUUCCGGUUACCCCUGCGUUCCCCUUAUUGACGACAGCACCAGCUGCUGUUGUACCAGGACAGAAUACAGCAGUGGACCCUCAUGUGUUGUCCGCGACAAAUAUCGCUUACACAAGGUCACUUGAACUUUUAAGAAGGGAGAUAGGACCUAGGUUCGAUCUUGAAAAGGUUUGGAACGACCACAUAUAUUACGAAUUUGCAGAAAGGGAUCACGCCAAAACUAUGGCGACUAUGGUCAAAGUUCCCUAUGUCAACCACAUCCCGACAAUGACAGGCGGUGUUGGCUAUGAAGAACUCGCUCGCUUUUACAAGUACCAUUUCACCGCGAAUUCGAUUACGCCUCCAGAUACGGAGAUGAUCACGGUAUCACGAACAGUUGGCGCUGAUCGAAUCAUCGACGAGAUGAUUUUCAAAUGUACUCACACAACGAUGAUUGACUAUCUGUUACCUGGCAUUGAGCCGACCGGGAAAAGGCUGGAGAUAGCGCUUGUUGGUGUCAUAGCGUUCAGAGGGGAUAAACUCUGUUUCGAGCAUAUAUAUUGGGACCAGGCUUCUGCACUCGUACAGCUUGGUCUUCUGGAUGCAACGCGCCUCCCGGUGGCCGGGAUAGAUGUUGCGCAGAAGGUACUGGAUCCAUUUGGUAAGCCAAGCAACACGUUGAUGGCACGAUGGAAAGAAAGCGAGGGAUUGGGUAUUGAGUGAGAGCUGCGGAAUGUUGUUGAUGCAGGCAUUACCGUGGCACAAUAACUCGUAUUCAGAAAGGCUAUGCUGUAAAUUGUUAUUAAGUUGUAUGUAUGUACGAAAAUGAGUGUAGGAAAC
Messenger RNA from Fomitiporia mediterranea MF3/22, 1331 nucleotides. RefSeq lists its product as uncharacterized. The transcript has 14 exons. Lineage: Eukaryota; Fungi; Basidiomycota; Agaricomycetes; Hymenochaetales; Hymenochaetaceae. The record is from RefSeq and is a predicted model, not a curated record. Gene Ontology annotation, biological process: polyketide metabolic process. The coding region runs from base 18 to 1214 and encodes 398 amino acids.